UGGUCUGUGCGUGUGUGUGGUUGUUUCCAGAAGAAAAAAAGAGAAGUAUCAGUAAAGCAAGUUGCAAACAGCCAUGAUAUGCAAUCAGAGGUGACAGAGAGGAGGACGUGUGAGAAAAUUAAAAGUAAACACUGGUGGAAUUAAGUAGAGUAUUGGUAUAGCCUACUCAGGGCAGGAAGAUUACCAAGGCAGGCCAACAUACUGUUGCUUUUAGUUGAAAAUACCUUCAAUAGAAAAUAGCAAAUUGUGUGCGAACGUCGAGUAGAACAACAAGUUCAAGAACCAUUUCAACAUUUGUACAGUGAUAACCCUGUUCCUUAGCAUGGUUUGGUCUUCAUCGCUUACAAUGAGAUUAGCUCACGUAAUAAUGUGCCUAUGUGUGGCAGGAGUGUUGUGUCAAGCAACUGAUACAACAAUUGCUACAUCAACAACCACAGCUACAACGAUCCAACUUAUAACAACCCUACCUACAACGAUCCCACCUAGAACAAUUCCACCUACAACCCCUAAACCACCUCCCGCCAACGUAGAUCAUGUAGAUGUGACAGAGCAAACUCAGACCAGUGUAACUCUGCAGUGGAACAAGCCAGCAAAUGGAGUCUCCAGUUAUCUGCUGAACUUUGGCGAAAAAGAAGAGAUUCACAUUAAUGCAUCAGAAGGGGUAACAGAUAUACACACAGUCUCACCUCUCACUGCUGGGACACAAUAUGGGUUCACUCUCUUCACUGUGUUUGAAGGCGUCAGGAGUACUGGAUUCAACUAUACUGCUGCCACUGCUCCCCGCAACGUAGCUGAUGUCAAAGUGACAAGGCAAACUGAGACCAGUCUAACUCUUCAAUGGAAGAAGGUGGAGGGGGAAGGGAUCACUUAUGUGCUGCAGUUCAACAAUGGGACUAAUAAUACCAUCCCUGUAUCUGAUACAAGUGAAACAGUGACAUACACAGUCUCAUCUCUCGAUGCUGGGACAAAAUACAACUUCUCUAUCUUCACUGUGUUUGAAAAAUUACCAAGCAAUGGAUACAAUGUGCUCACAAUCACCCGUCCCCUCAGUGUAGAUCGUGUAAAUGUGACAAGGCAAACUGAGACCAGUCUAACUCUUCAAUGGAAGAAGGUGGAGGGGGAAGGGAUCACUUAUGUGCUGCAGUUCAACAAUGGGACUAAUAAUACCAUCCCUGUAUCUGAUACAAGUGAAACAGUGACAUACACAGUCUCAUCUCUCGAUGCUGGGACAAAAUACAACUUCUCUAUCUUCACUGUGUUUGAAAAAUUACCAAGCAAUGGAUACAAUGUGCUCACAAUCACCCGUCCCAUCAGUGUAGAUCGUGUCAAUGUGACAAGGCAAACUGAGACCAGUCUAACUCUUCAAUGGAAGAAGGUGGAGGGGGAAGGGAUCACUUAUGUGCUGCAGUUCAACAAUGGGACUAAUAAUACCAUCCCUGUAUCUGAUACAAGUGAAACAGUGACAUACACAGUCUCAUCUCUCGAUGCUGGGACAAAAUACAACUUCUCUAUCUUCACUGUGUUUGAAAAAUUACCAAGCAAUGGAUACAAUGUGCUCACAAUCACCCGUCCCCUCAGUGUAGAUCGUGUCAAUGUGACAAGGCAAACUGAGACCAGUCUAACUCUUCAAUGGAAGAAGGUGGAGGGGGAAGGGAUCACUUAUGUGCUGCAGUUCAACAAUGGGACUAAUACUACCAUCCCUGUAUCUGAUACAAGUGAAACAGUGACAUACACAGUCUCAUCUCUCGAUGCUGGGACAAAAUACAACUUCUCUAUCUUCACUGUGUUUGAAAAAUUACCAAGCAAUGGAUACAAUGUGCUCACAAUCACCCGUCCCCUCAGUGUAGAUCGUGUCAAUGUGACAAGGCAAAAUGAGACCAGUGUAACUCUGCAGUGGAACAAGGUGAAGGGAGAAGGGAUCACUUAUGAGCUGCAGUUCAGCAAUGGGACUAAUAAUACCAUCCCUGUAUCUGAUACAAGUGAAAUAGUGACACACACAGUCUCAUCUCUCGAUGCUGGGACAAAAUACAACUUCUCUAUCUUCACUGUGAUUGAAGAUAUCAGAAGUAUUGGAAGUAAAUUAUCUGCAGUCACUGCUCCCCUCAAUGUUGAGGCUGUCACUGCAACAGAGUCACACCGCACUGAGACCAGUGUAACUCUGGAGUGGAAAAGGCCGGCAUAUGGCGUCUCCAGUUAUGUGUUGCAGUUCACCGAUAAAGGACAGAUACCCAUUCCUAUAUUGGAAGAAACAGUGACACAUACUGUUCAACUUCUCGAUGUUGGGAAAAGAUAUGACUUCACCCUCUUCACCGUGUUUGAUGGCAUCUGGAGCAGUGGAGAAAGCAACUUCACAGUAACGAAAAUAAACUGUGCUGUUUUACCCUGGAACGUUACUACCUCAACUAUCGAGGCUAAAAUCCCUGGGUUGUUCACCAGUGCGACAGCAACUAAUGAAACUUACUCUGAAACCCAUGACAAUGCUGGUGAUGGCAAAGUGUUAUUCACUGACCUGUAUCCUGGCUCAAAUUAUACAGUGUCUCUUCAGUAUACAAAUUAUUCUAAAGACCUUAGGCAGUGUACACACACAGAGACUGUGGUUCCCCCAGACCUAACAGGAAAAUGUGACUAUCUGUCCGGCGGCUACGCUUUCUCUCUGUCCUGGGAUGCGCCGGAGGGACUAUGGACCAGUGUGGAGGUGAAUGUAGCUGGGAAAAGCCCUCAGCAAGUGAAGGGAGAGCAGGUGAUGGAGGCUGAAAUCACUGGGGUUCAACCUGCCCAGACCUAUCAAGUGACUUUGGUCUCAAUCUCUGGGCCUCGCAGGAGUAUCAAGGCUUUCUCUUUCAGCUGUCAUACAGACCCAAGGGGGGUCAUUGCAUGGUCAGUCAUGGUUGUGCUGGUACUCUGCCUCCUGGUUUGUCUGGGUUUCUUCAUUUGGCGUUGGAAGCCAGAAAUGUUCAGCCGGCUCAACUCGUUGUUUGUGGAAUCCAAACUAGCCGGCGAAAAAUUCAAAGCGAUUCCAGUGUGGAAGUUUUCAGACCACUACUACAGAAUGAGCGCUGACACCAACAGACAAUUCAGUGAGGAGUAUCAGGACUUCAUCCCUGUUGGCACAGAGCAGACUCAAAGAGCAGCCCUUCUGGAGGAGAACAAGAACAAGAACCGCUUCACCAAUGUGCUGCCAUAUGACUGGUGUCGGGUGAAGCUAACCACGAUAAACCACGACAUGAGCUCUGACUACAUAAAUGCGAAUUACAUGCCAGGCUACGGUAACAGCAGACAGUACAUCGCUACACAGGGUCCCCUGCCCGCCACCAUCAAAGACUUCUGGAGAAUGAUCUGGGAGCAAAGGGUAAAGGGCGUGGUCAUGGUAACCAACUGCACCGAAAGAGGGAGGACUAAAUGUGAGCAGUACUGGCCUCUGGACUACACCCCGAGCCUGUACGGAGACCUGUUGGUCACAGUCACAUCCGAGAAGAGAGAAACCAACUGGACACUGCGGGAGUUUGUGGUGAAAAAUAGAGACACAUCUGAGGAUCGCCUUGUGAAACACUUCCACUUCACGGCCUGGCCAGACCACGGAGUCCCAGAGGGGACAAUGACUCUGAUCCAGUUCAGAGGGCUGGUCCGGCAGCACAUAGAGAGCCAGGAGGACAGUGGACCCACUGUGGUGCACUGCAGUGCUGGCGUGGGGAGGACAGGCACCAUCAUUGCUCUGGACGUGAUACUACAACAGCUGGAGAGGGAGAGGGCAGUCGGCAUCGCUGCCUUUUUGCACAAGAUGAGGCUGAGUCGACCGCUCAUGAUUCAGACAGAGUCGCAGUAUAUUUUCCUGCACCAAUGCAUCAUGGAUUCUCUGCAGCCCAAAGAGAAGAUGAUGCAAGAGGCCCUGUAUGAGAACUCGGACAUGAUCUACGCCAACAGCAUGGCACUGAGGCAGUUUCACGCUACCAAUCCAAAUGUGUCUGCUCUGAGUGUUUGUUAACAUUGUGGAUAAAAAUGCCUUCUAUGAGCCCAAGAGUAACCUAGGUUCUUUUUAUCAUGAUGUAAGAAUACUCAAUACUCAAUGCUGCCUGUGUUUUCAAUAAGUUGAGUCUGUCAAACAAUGGCGAUCUCAUGCUCCUGUCUUCUGUAUUUUGGUAUUUCUAUUUUAAUCUAUUUACAUCACAUGUACAUAAUGGUUUAGCUUAUAUUGGGUAUCAUCAUUCACUGGUUAUGUUCAGGAGAAUUCAGCACACCUGGCACACUUCACAUUAACCUAAUUACUUUUUAUCAUGGUGUAAGCAUACUCAAUUUUGCCUGUGUUUUCAAUACAUUUCAGUUAUAGCCUAUCCAAUUUCAAAAUUGCACUUGAAAUUAUUCAUGAAGGAUGACAAUUUUACCUGACAUGUAUAAAAGUGUGUAAUUUGGCUUUCAUGUAUAACAAAGCGUAAAAAUAAAACUAUUUUUCGUUAGUCACAAAGACUAUUAUAAUAAGAGACCAUAGUCUUA
Coregonus clupeaformis (lake whitefish) is the source of this 4488-nucleotide messenger RNA. RefSeq names its product receptor-type tyrosine-protein phosphatase H. The transcript is spliced from 21 exons. The coding region runs from base 323 to 3982 and encodes 1219 amino acids. NCBI's taxonomy places the organism in Eukaryota, Metazoa, Chordata, Actinopteri, Salmoniformes, Salmonidae. Gene Ontology annotation, biological process: protein dephosphorylation; angiogenesis. The record is from RefSeq and is a predicted model, not a curated record. Gene Ontology annotation, molecular function: cadherin binding; protein tyrosine phosphatase activity.